Ectocarpus sp. CCAP 1310/34 is the source of this 997-nucleotide messenger RNA. The record is from the annotation of a GenBank genome assembly. NCBI's taxonomy places the organism in Eukaryota, Phaeophyceae, Ectocarpales, Ectocarpaceae.
CACAGCGCACCCCUCAGGUCCCGUUCCGCCGGACGCUCCCGGACCGCAUGUGCACCAGAAAGCACCAUGGGCCAGGCGGACCAUCCACCGCCGUACAAUAUUUCGCCGGCGACGGCGACACGUUGAAGCGCCGGUCGACGUCGACGAAAUGGACGUUGCACGGCAAGUCUUCUUCCCGCGCCCUCGAAACCUGAUGCACCACCCCCAGCUGCCAGCCCUCUUCCUUCGACCGCCCGUAAACAUGCGCCCCUUUCAUCUCCGCCGACAAGAAGGAAAAGUGUUCUGUAAGCUGCUGAACGAUAGGAUAGUGGGAGUAUUGGAGAAGGAACAUAGCAUUAGUGAGGGCCAGGCAGGUUUCCGCAAGAAGAGGGGGUGCGUAGACCACGUGUUCACGGUAGGGAGAAUCAUCCAAGGUAGAAAGAGGGCGGGAAAGCCGACGUACUGCUCCUUCGUGGACGUGAAACAGGCAUACGAGACCGCAUGGAGAAAUGGGUUGUGGAAACAACUGUCCAAAUACGGGAUCAAGGGGAAAAUGUGGAGAGUGCUGAAGAAGAUGACAGAGGUCAAAUUCAAGACCGGGGACACAGGUCUUCGAGAACGUCUACAAAGACGAAGGACGGUAGACGACGAAGCCGACGAGUUCAAAUGUGAUUGCGGCUUCGAAUGCGAAGACCGUGUUCAUGUAGUCGCGGAAUGUCCGUUGUACAAGAAGGAGAGGGAAGUGUACGUGGAAGGAGAGGGAAGUGUAGAUGGAACGUACAGGGAGAUGUUUGAGGCAUGGAAUAGAGAGGAAAGGACGGUAGCUGUACUGGGGCANGGAACAAAGCUCAAGGUCAAAUUCAAGACCGGGGACACAGGUCUUCGAGAACGUCUACAAAGACGAAGGACGGUAGACGACGAAGCCGACGAGUUCAAAUGUGAUUGCGGCUUCGAAUGCGAAGACCGUGUUUAUGUGGUCGCGGAAUGUCCGUUGUACAAGAAGGAGAGGGAAGUGUAG